AUGGAGUCGUGCGCUGGCCUAUGCUUUGCUGGCUUGGCGCUGUGGGCCAUCCGCAGAAAGCGGAAGCACAAGGUUCAAGCGGUGAUCUUCGACCUCGAUGGUACGCUCAUCGACUUUGAAGGUGCGUCGCACGAGGCGCUUGAGGCGCCGCUGAAGCGCCGGAACCGGACGCUGCCCUGGGCAGUUCAUGGGAAGAUCGUGGGGCGCAAGGCAGAGGACUGGUCGCGGCAGAUUCUGGAGGAGCUGGCCGUGCCGGCGGAAGUCCUAAGCCCCGCGGACUACGUCAAGGAGUACAUGCAGGACAUCAAGGAGCUCUACCCGUCCAUUCCGCCCUGGCCCGGCACUCUGGCGCUGCUGAAGCAGCUCAAGGCCAAAGGCUUCCCGCUGGCCAUUGCCACCAGCAGCCCCAGGCCUUCCUUUGACCUGAAGAUGCAGCAUCACCAGGACAUCCUGCGCCUCAUGGAUGCCGUGGUCUGUGGGGAUGAGGUCGCCAAGGGCAAGCCAGCGCCCGACAUCUUCCUCGAGGCUGCCCGGCGGCUGGGCAAGGAUUGCUCCAGAUGCCAACUUCAGCCCAUUGAGCGGGCUGCCCUCUGGUUUAUGGACAUCCGAGAUUUGGUUCCCAGAUUCCUACGGAUCAGGAUUUGCCAAGCCUUCGAUCAGGCCUUCGAUCAGGCCUUCGAUCAGGCCUUCGAUCAGGCCUUCGAGCAGGCCUUCGAUCAGGCCUUCGAUCAGGCCUUCGAUCAGGCCUUCGAUCAGGCCUUCGAUCAGGCCUUCGAUCAGGCCUUCGAUCAGGCCUUCGAUCAGGCCUUCGAUCAGGCCUUCGAUCAGGCCUUCGAUCAGGCCUUCGAUCAGGCCUUCGAUCAGGCCUUCGAUCAGGCCUUCGAUCAGGCCUUCGAUCAGGCCUUCGAUCAGGCCUUCGAUCAGGCCUUCGAUCAGGCCUUCGAUCAGGCCUUCGAUCAGGCCUUCGAUCAGGCCUUCGAUCAGGCCUUCGAUCAGGCCUUCGAUCAGGCCUUCGAUCAGGCCUUCGAUCUUCCAAGGUUUUCAUUGAUCAAGCCUUCGCUCUCUCCGGCUCCGAGGUUCGAGGACUCCCCGCUGGGCAUCCAAGGCGCGCAGGCGGCCUCGGCCCUCAGCGUGGCCCUGCCGGACCCCAGGCGCGGAGAGGUCCGGGGACCGGCGGAUGCGGAACCGUCCGAUGCGUAG
Effrenium voratum is the source of this 1200-nucleotide messenger RNA. The record is from the annotation of a GenBank genome assembly. Lineage: Eukaryota; Dinophyceae; Suessiales; Symbiodiniaceae.